UCUAUUCACUAUUUUGACAACACAAACCCUCACUAUUUGUGCUGUAAAGACUGUGAAAGCAACAUUGAAUUAGUUUUUUGGUUGUUAAUCUUAACUAUAAUUAUGUGAUACCUUAUUCUAUAUUUUUGUGUUUUUCGGUGUUUCCUUUUUUGAUUCUUCCUUUCCUCUACUUUACCUUUGAUAAAUAAUUUUAUCAUAGAUCAAUUUGAUCAUUUACCCCUUUUAUCCUAGUUCAACUUGAAAGUUUUGGAGUAAAUAAGCAAAAUUUAAAAGAUUCUUUAUUCAAAUUUAAUUUGAAUAAAUUAAAUAAUUUGGGAGGGCUUUGUUCUGUUAUUAAGGGAAGAGAUAAAUCAACAAAUUAAUUUGUAUAUGUGUAACCCUGCUCUCAGUCCUAUCCUCUAAUAUCAGUUAGAAGGAGAAUAAUAAGAAGUGGAAGUAACCAUGUCUACGUCAAUGCACUUUGUUUUAUAUCCUUUGCCUGCUAAUGAUGACCAAAUCAAUGAGAGGCUUAAGGAGAUGGCUGACAAAUAUAAUCGAGGUAUAACCUCGUCAAACUGUUGUCCACCAGUAUUUAAUCAAAUAAAAACCGUUCCUGUGGUUGAAUGUGUUGUAUCUCAAUCACACAUUGCUCUCUUGUUGGAGGAUGGUCGUAUUUGCAGAGUGAGUUACUCUCUCAUGUCAGAUAGGUUAGAUCUCUCUACAUCGGAGCCAUCUAAAGUCUCAACCAUAAAAGGGAAUAGUAGUUCAAGUGUUAACUCAUUAUCAUCAAAUCGCUUAAAUGCACGUCGAGGACGGCUUCUUAGAGCGUCAAGCACAGCGCGUGGACGAGGGUCUUCGAGUGUUAUCAUGGGUAGUAGACCUGUGGUUGCAGCUCAAUUUGUACCAGAAGACCUCAUAACUCAAGCCCAGGUGGUACUUCAAGGAAAAUCUCGUAAUCUUAUCAUAAGAGAGCUUCAAAGGACAAAUUUAGAUGUUAAUCUAGCUGUUAACAAUUUAUUAAGUCGCGAUGACGAGGAUGCUGAGGAUAUGGAUGAUAGUCAAGAUUCUUAUUUACCUAAUGAUGAUCUUAUGUCUCUUCUUGAUGCUGGUAUUCACAACGACCAUCCUGGUGUCAUUAUAGAUUCUGAUGCUGUAUUUCCAGAAGAGAUGUUCAGCUACUCAUCUGUUAGAGUUCGUCCCAGUGGAAAUAGAUUGGGUCGGGCUUCAUCUGGUGGUGAUAGGGAACGUGAUUCAUCAGCUCCUGAACGGGAACAUUUGAUUCGUUAUGGGUCAGACAGACAGUUUGUUUCAGCUGGAAGCAGUUCGAGUGGUCCACCUUCAUCUCAUCGAUGGUUAGAAUAUGCUCUAAGAGAUUCCGCUUCUGCAUCUGAGUCCAACAAAAACUCAUCAAACAAUGUGAUCAACGAAAAUGGGAACAAUCCAUCCAGGGAACGCAAUGAUAAUAACCCUCAAUUGAAUCCUUUUUUCAUCUCAGAUACUCUUGAAUUCUGGCCAGCCCCAGAGAAUCGUAAAUUUAUCCAAAUAAUCGGCCUCUAUUCAGAGUUAGCUGCAAUAAGCAACACUGGUCAAUUAUUCCAAUGGAAAUGGAGUGAACCUGAACCAUUCCGUGGUCAAACAAGUGAGGGUAUUACUGUGUAUCAUCCCAAAACAGUUAGCUUGGGUUUAUUGAAUGAAAAGAUCAGCCAAAUUUCUGGUGCCUGUAUCAGAGCUUCAGCUCUAACCGAUACAAUGAAACUUGCUACAUGGAUCGAUGAGAGUAUUGUACCUGUAGCCUCUAAAUUAGAACAUCCUGCUACCAACUUUUUUUCAGAUUUCCAGAUGGCCGAGAAGAUUUUAUCCCUUCACGUUUGUUCUCUUUAUUCUUGUGUUCGUCUUGAUAAUGGGACACUUUACUGGUGGGGUAUUGCACCUUUCUCGCAUCGCAAGAAAAUGUGGGAAAAAACAAAAACCAAGGCCAAGAAGCAACGUACACCGUCAUCUAUGAAUUCUGAUAUUACAACUGGAGCCCUUGUUUGUAUGCGAAACAGUCCUUCUUAUCAUGCAGGUGCCCUUGGGUUCACCACUGCCGGAGGCAUACCUAAAGUUGGGCAACUUUUAACAUCAGCCUGGAGUAUCACUGAUACCUGUGCUGUCAAGGUAUUAGGACCAUCAGAGGUAAAAAAGCUGUGCCUCUCAACACCAAGCUUACCCUCAACUCCUGCCAGUUGUAGUAGAAUGGAUCUGUCCCGUGAACAACCUCCAAGCCCAAGUUUCUCAAAAUCAUCAUCACAAGAAAGAUUAGAAAUGCCACCACCACCUUCUCCAGCUUCAUCUACCUGCUCUGAGCCAGGCGCUAGUCCAUUACCUAAACGAAGCAAACGAAUAACAAAUGCAUCAUCAUCAUCUUUGAAGGAUGAGGAGCGCAAAGAUGAAGAAACGUGGAAGAUUAAAGAUGUUGUAUUUAUUGAAGAUUUUAAGAAUGUUCCCAUUGGGCGUGUGAUUAAAAUAGAUGGUUCAUACGCUUGUGUUAGAUUUAACUGUAAAGAUCUUGGAAAUAGUUCUCAGGAUAAUACCGAUCUGAGCUCUCUGCUACAAGAAUGCCGAUUGCUUCGUAAGGAUGAACUACAAGUUGUCAAAGGUAGCAAUUCACCUAGAAUUACUGAAUGUCUACAAAAGUCACCUAAAAAGGUCAAUAUUCCUGAGGGUACACAACUCAUCAAAAUGACUGUUUCUAAUCAAGGAAUUCAUGCUAUUGUCAAGAGUAACUCUAAGUUAAGCUAUGUUGUUUAUGGCGUUGCUUCCGGUAAAAUUGAACAAGAUUGUGUUUUUCCAACUGAUCAAAGCUCAUUUUUUGGACAAAAUCAGUCUCUGAUAUCCUUAUACUGUUAUGGUGAAAAUGAGACAAUAACAAUUUUACGUGAUGGGAAUGGUGCUUUAUAUCCACUUGCCAAAGAUUGUGCUGAAUCCAUAAGGGAACCAAUUACUUUGGACAUGGCCCCUGCACAAGCCAUUGGCAUUGGCAUUAGUCCAAUCAAAGACUCCGUACCUAAUCAAAAGAACCAAAUUGCAGUUAUUGCUUUAGCUUUGGAAAAUCAAAUUUUGACUCCUGCCAUUUUGAGAAGUGAUCCCGACUUUGUAAGAUUAACUUUGGCAUCACUGGAAAAAGAAUCUGUGUCUCAACAAAUUAUUGUUAGCGAAAGGGUUGAUGGUAAUCGAAAUAUUCUUCAUACUGCAGUUUCUGCAUGUUUCCCUACUACAAAUAAACCUCAACAAGAAUCUACUAUCGAAGAGAACAACAGCGAAGCGUUAGAUCUGUUGAAUGUUUCAAGUAAUCGAACACUGAACGAGAUGAUCAAAAGAAAUCGUAGUAGUAAUAGGCCCUCUCCUUUGUCUAACCAAGAUCGUGACUCAAAUGCAAGAGUCCUUAAUGCUGAAGGAAGUGAUUCAGAAAUGGAAGCAUCACCAGCUUCCUCCAUGCCUAAUUUAACCAGUGAGUCUUCAACAAACGCCGAAUUCUCAUUUUAUGAUGCCAAUGAACAGAAAUCUGCUGCCCUUUCGGUGCUUUGGGCUCUCACCGAAUCUCAAGUUCUUCGGCCAUUCCUUAAGGAGCUUAUGUGUGCAAAAGAUUCUCAAGGUUACACUCCAUUUAUGCUUGCUGUUAGUGGACGUGCCUACACUGCUGCUAUCCAUUUAUUCAAUGUUGCCCAACGGAUUGCUAAAGAACUAAGCAGUGAUUUAGAAAGUCAGAAAAAAAUCGCCAUGUCAAUGAUUUAUCCAAGAGGCUCUAAUGCUGACGAUUCUCCUCUUCAUGUUCUCUGUUGCAAUGAUACCUGUAGUUUUACUUGGACUGGCCAAGAACAUAUCAACCAAGAUAUUUUUGAAUGUAAGACCUGUGGUCUUAUCGACUCCCUUUGUUGCUGUACUGAAUGUGCCCGUGUUUGUCAUAAAGGCCAUGACUGUAAACUUAAGAAAACUUCACCCACUGCAUACUGUGACUGUUGGGAGAAAUGUAAAUGCAAGGCUCUGAUUGCCAGCUCUCAAGCUGCUCGACACCAAUUACUGAAAAAAAUUCUUUCUGAUACUGAUCUGGUUACUUUACCUAAUAGCCGAGGUGAAAACAUCUUACUUUUCUUAGUUCAAACUGUAGGGCGUCAAAUGGUAGAACAAAGACAACACCGUCCAGCUCGGUCUCGUUCUUCUAUUACCCGUAAAACCUCUGAGAUCAGUGGUAAUUCUGAAGCAGAAAUUCCAGAUCAUGAUUUAGAGCCACCAAGAUUCGCACGUCGAGCAUUGGAUAGAAUUCUUCAAGACUGGAAUGCCGUUAAAUCAAUGAUUUUAACUGGAUAUCGAGGUGAUAAUAAUAUAGCAUCGCUGGUUCAAACACACUGUAAAUCAAAUUUAACAUAUACAGCAGCUGAAGAACAAGCUUUCUUGCAAAGUCAAAAUGGAACUGCUUUAUUGGAUAAGUUUACCCAUUGUCUACUGGUCAAAGUUUCCGUUGAAAUGCUGGAACCAUUAUUGGUGACUAUUAUUCGUGAAUGCCAUAAUGCUAAUCCUAAUAUUGCCAAAGAGGCUCGACUCGUCGCUCGUCGAUUUGUCCGUUCUGUUGCUCGAGUCGGUGUAAUUUUGUGUGUGGAACUGACCCCAGCCUCUUAUCAAAAUCUUAAUGCAAACAACAUAAGUAGUAACUGGAAGAAAAACUCAGCAUCCUCGCAAUUAUUGAAGUGUCAGAAAGUUUUCCAAGCUUUGUUACCUAUAGCUGUUGAAGAAUUGUGUGAAAUCGCCGAUUCACUCAUUUCUCCUGUUAGACUUGGGGUUGCUCGUCCAACUGCACCCUUCUCCUUGGUUUCUUCUCUUCUUGAUGCUAUUCAUGUUAGUGAACAACUUUUCUCGGUUGACCCUAUUUUAACUCGUAAUGGAGCUUCAUCAAGUCUAAUUUAUCCUGAUGAAGAAUCAGAUGUUUUGAUGAGUGAAAAUCCGGAAGAUAAUCGAAGUGAUAAUGCUAACAGUUCUUUGGUUGAAGCUUCUGUCGGAGCUGAUGUUGUAGUUGGUAGUGUGGAUGAAGAUCAUGAGGUAGAUGUUAUCGAGAGUUUAGAAGAUGGAGAACAAGAUGGAAGUGAACACGAUGACAUAGCAGAAGCACCAGAAGGUCAACAUGAUGAGAGUGACUCUGAUUCUGAUUCUAAUCCAGAUGAUUCACCUGCUUCCUAUCAAAGUAAUGCUGAUGCUAAUGUUAAUCAACGAUCAUCUAACACUGGUAAUGUACCAGGCUCUGAAACAGGGGCUGCGUAUUUUUCAGAAGAUGAAUCAGGUGAUUCUUCUAAUGCGGAAGAUGAAGAAGAUAGUGAUGCAGCGGAAACUGAACCAGACAAUGAAGAUUUACCAUACAUCGAGGAAUCUCUAGAGAGGCGUAAUAAUCCGGUUGGUAGUAGUUCGAAUAUUGGAGGUGUCUCAUCAAGUUCGGCUAGUGUCAAUCAAGUCAGAAGUAACCUUGCACAGCAUUUACAAUGGGCAUUAAGACACCGAGAAAUGUCCUCUGGUUCAACCAAUUCAGCAGCAAACCCUGGCGGUCGAAUAUCUGUUAAUGCCAUAACUGGAUCGACUGGACUUGUGCAUAUCGAUCCAACAACCAUUCAAAGACGCCCAGCGUCAUCUGUUGCCCCUGUACCAACCGCAUCGACUGCCGGUGAAGGUGUUUCUAUGGCUAUUACUGCUGUUUCCCUUGCUCGCGCAUUUUCGAUUGUUAUUCGUCAACUUGCAGCACUAGUCCCCUCUCUCCACAAUAUGGGAGAACGUCCUGGAACCACUCCUGGUAUUAAUGCUAUCGGUAUGAGUUAUAGUGAAUCAAUCAGUUUACUCAACUUUUUGGAAAACAAAUUAAAACCUACCUGGGAUUGGUUAAUUAAUUCCAUGGAUGCUACCGAAGGCCAAUUAAGAUUUGGAUGUGCUUUAUCUAACAAUUCAAGUGCAACUCUUACAGGGGUUCCUCCACUUAGUGUUGCAACAACCCAGGCUACUCAACCAACUACCAGAUCUAGUUCUACUCGUCGAGAAGAUAGUAGAAGUUUAAUGAGUGAUGCCAGGUCAGCCACUGCUAAUAGAAGAAAUGCUGUAACAUCAAAUUCUGCUCGAAUUCCUAGUUCUACUACUUUGGAAAGUGGUCCUGCCCGAAAAGAUUUCUUAUCAUAUGCUAUGUCUUUAAUGAGAGCGCACAACAAUGAACAUUUUGAUUCAAUGCCAGUUCUAGAUGUUUCUUCUUUGAAACAUGUUGCUUAUGUUUUUGAUGCUCUCAUUUAUUUCAUGAGAUCUGGUAAUGAAGGUUUAGUAUUGAAUAAAUCAUCUGAUGCUCUAAAGGAUGACAUAGCCGAACCUGAAAAUGACAUUGAAGAUCAAGAUGAUGACAAUUCUUCAUAUCAGAAUGAUCCAAACAACAUGGACGAUGACUCAAAUCUCAAUUUAGGAGGUGUUAGCACAUCUAACAGGGGAAGGAAGCACAGAUUUUUCCAACGAUCAAACUCAACGCUUUUCCUUGGCUGUCCACCUCCUGAUCCAUUUUCAACUCCUCUAACUGAAGCUCUUCCUCUAGCAGAUCAACCUCAAUUAUUGCAACCCCAAGCUCGCAAAGAAGAUUUAUUUGGAGUCCCAAGACCUUCUGUUAAUUGCUCUUCAGAUAGUGAUCAAAUCUUACUUGACUCCCUUCCAGCACGAAUAAGUCUCAGUGAUAGAUCAAACAACGAAUCUUUCGGAACCAAAAGAAACGUAGACUCAUCAAAUUUCUCUGCCACAGCCGGCCCUUCUGAUAAUCAAAUUGAUAAUGUCACAAUGUUGCCAUCCAGUGGUGCAUCUAGUUCAAGAUCUCUUUCUGUUAUCUCUGAUCCCGUUCAAACUCGUUCACCUAUAAUCGUAUCUCCAGUUCAGACUAGUAAUAAAUCAAGUGUUAUUGUUCAUGCUGCUUCAAUUAAAUCAAACAGCUCUUCUAGUGGCAAUGGCAGCAGCACCAACCAUCCAAGCAAUAUUAAAUCUUUUGAUUCCGAUGAAAAGGCUGGUCCUUCUGGUAGAUCUAAUGAACAUGGAACCAGUCUCAGUAAAAGACCGAUCUCUCUUUUAGGAAAUAUAAUUCAAUAUGACAUACUUCUCGGCCGUUGGCGAUUAACUCUUGAACUUUUCGGUCGUAUUUUUGUAGAUGAUGUUGGAACUGAACCUGGCUCAGUGAUCCGAGAACUCGGUGGUUUUCCAGUUAAAGAAGCCAAGUUUCGUAAAGAAAUGGAAAAAUUGCGAACAUCGCAGCAACGAGAUCUUAACUUUUCUAAAGUUGAUCGUGAACGAAAUGCGUUGAUUCAACAUACUUUUAAGGAACUCAAUUCAAUGUACAGUAAUUUUAGCCGCCGUCUUUCCGCUGGCUCACCUCUUUUGGCCAUCUCUAGGGUUAAAGUUACUUUUAAAGAUGAACCUGGUGAAGGAAGUGGAGUUGCCCGAAGCUUUUAUACAGCUUUCGCUGAAGCUAUCUUAUCAAAUGAGAAAUUACCUCCUCUUCAUGGUUGUCAUGUUGGCAGUAGAUCACUUCAAUAUAAUUUACUUCAAAGAUUGAAAACAAAGGAAAAAGAAAAAGAACUUCAAAGACGAGCCUAUGCAAGUCAUCGAUCAUCAUCAUCCCGUGAUUUGAUCUCAAGUCCUCGAGACCGAUCUGACCGUGAUGGACCUUAUCAAUUGAGAUAUGAUGCUCCGCCAUUUACUAUGCCCGGCGAUGUACAGUCAUCAUCCUCAUCUUCAUCAACUUCAAAUAAUGGACCAGUCAAUCUGAAUGAACUGUUAACCCCUCAUCGUCAACAAUUGGGAACACGUUUGUACCCGAAAGUUGCUCAACUUCGACCCACCUUGGCAAGCAGGAUAACUGGCAUGCUACUUGAACUUUCACCUCACCAUCUAUUAACUCUGUUUGCCUCUGAUGAGUCUCUUCGUGCUAAGGUUGAUGAAGCUGUGGACAUAAUAUUGACUCAUGGAAGGGAUCAAAAUUCCAAUUCUAAUUCAUCUAAUGACAAUCCUGAUGGUUUAGACAUAUUUAAUUUAAGUCGAACACCCAACGUCAAUUUAUCUCCAAGUGUCACUAAAAGUAGUGGCAGUAGCAGUGCCAACCAGUCAAGUGGUAAUUUGAGACAAGGUGCCCUUGAAGAUGAUGACGAAGUUGAAGAUAACGCACCACUUUUCUACCAACCAGGCAAAAGAGGUUUUGUAUCACCUCGUCAAGGAAAAUGUACUCAAGAACGUAAAAAUGCUUUCCGUAAUGUUGGCCGUAUAAUUGGACUAUGUUUAUUACAAAAUGAUUUAUGCCCUAUCUUUUUCAAUCGUCAUGUGAUUAAAUAUAUUCUUCGAAGGCAAAUAUCAUGGCACGAUUUAGCCUUCUUUGAUCCUAUUCUUUACGAAUCUUUAAGACAACUUAUAAUGAGUGCUGAACUGGAUAAAGACGCUGAAGCUUUAUUCUCGUCAUUAGACUUAAGGUUUUCCAUUGAUCUUUGCCCAGAAGAGUUUGGUGGCCAUGUAGACCUGAUUCCAAAUGGACGCAACAUUGAAGUUACUCCAAGCAAUGUAUACGAUUACGUUAGAAAAUAUGCUCUUUAUAGAAUGUAUCAUUGUCAAAAAGUAGCUUUACAGUGUUUAAGAGCUGGAAUAUUUGAUGUUUUACCUGCAAAUGCGUUCGAUAAUUUAACACCUGAAGAUUUCAGACUACUGUUAAACGGAGUCGGUGAAAUUAAUGUUCAACAGUUGAUGAGUUAUACUACUUUUAACUAUGAAAGUGGAGAUGGAUGUGAACACUUAGCUUACUUUAAAAAAUGGUUCUGGUCAAUUGUGGAGAAAAUGACUACACAAGAAAAGCAAGAUUUAGUUGACUUUUGGACCGGAAGCCCAGCCUUACCUGCAAGUGAAGAAGGAUUUAAUCAAAUGCCCAGUGUAACUAUUAGACCUGCCGAUGAUCAGCAUUUACCAACCGCUAACACCUGUAUAUCGCGACUAUAUCUUCCUCUAUAUUCCUCCAAAGCUGUCUUACGCUCAAAGCUUUUGAUGGCAAUUAAAACCAAAAACUUUGGUUUCGUUUGAUAUGGAUAGACUAGCAAUUGCAAAAAUAAUUUAGUUCAUAUAAAGCAACAAAAGAAAAAGUAUCAACGUCUUUCUAUGUGAAGGAAUCUGCUCAUUCAUUCUUCCCUCUUUUUCUCUUUAUAUUUUUCGUCUUACCCUCUCUUCCCUUUACGAAAUCCCCAAUUCUUUUUCCUUUACCCUUCGAUCUCCAUCUUUGCCAUCAUCAUUUGAAACUUGUUUUCUAUCUCCCUUAACCCAUGUUCAUCGUCUUCUAGACUUUGCUGUUUCUACUCGUCUUUUCUCUUCCCUUUCCCACCACCAACUACCGCUUGUUUCAAGAAAUAAAGCUAAAACAAGAAGGUCAGUUCACGAAAGAAACAAAACAAUACAAAAUUUCGUUUAAUCAUAAAAUAUAAGUAAAGCAUCCGGUAGCGAUUAUUUCUGUUUCUACCAUUUUCUUCUAUUCCUCUACCUCUCUAUCCCUUACUCUUUACCCUUUCUAUAAACUCUUCAAUCUCCAAUCUAAUUUCAAUUUUGAAAACUUUAUUUAAGAGAUGGAGUUCACAUUGAUAAAAGAUAAUAUUACAUCUACUAUUUGAGUUGUAAAUGCACUUGUUUUGAAAAAAGAAAGAAAAUAAAUUUUCUCAAUAA
This is a messenger RNA of Tetranychus urticae (two-spotted spider mite), 9702 nucleotides long. RefSeq names its product E3 ubiquitin-protein ligase hyd (gene hyd). Gene Ontology annotation, cellular component: cytoplasm; nucleus. The record is from RefSeq and is a predicted model, not a curated record. Gene Ontology annotation, molecular function: ubiquitin-ubiquitin ligase activity; RNA binding; ubiquitin binding. Gene Ontology annotation, biological process: protein polyubiquitination; positive regulation of canonical Wnt signaling pathway. Lineage: Eukaryota; Metazoa; Arthropoda; Arachnida; Trombidiformes; Tetranychidae.